CCUCCUGGCCCGCUGCCCGCCCGCCAUGGAGCGCUUCGUGCGGAGCCGCCGGGCCGCCCUGCAGGAACAUGUCCAGCACAGGCAGGAAGUCCACGUGGUGCUGGGGAAUGAAGCCUGCGAUCUGGACUCCAUGGUGUCGGCGCUUGCUCUGGCUUAUUACUUGGCAAAGACCUCUCUGGAGUCCAAGGCGGUAUUUGUCCCUGUGCUGAACAUUCCCCGCUCAGAGUUCCCCCUGCGCACAGAGAGCGCCUUCCUCCUGCAGGAGCAGCAGAUCCCUGACACCUGCCUGAUCUUCCGGGAUGAGAUCGACCUGCAUGCGCUGCACCGGGCUGGCUCCCUCUCCUUGACGCUGGUCGACCACCACAUCCUGCCGAGUGGAGAUGCAGCCCUGGAGGAGGCCGUGAUUGAGGUGAUCGACCAUCGGCCCCUGGAGAGGGAACCUCGGUGCAGAGUCACCGCGGAGCUGGUGGGCUCCUGCGCCACACUGGUGGCGGAGAGGAUCGUGCAGGGCCCAGCGGAGCUGUUGGACAGACAGACGGCCGCCCUGCUGCAUGGUACAAUAAUUCUGGAUUGUGUCAAUAUGACUCCAGAAGCUGGGAAAGUGACUCCCAAAGACACUCAGUACGUGGCCCUGUUGGAAUCCAAGUUCCCAGACCUCCCAGAAAGGAGCGUCCUGUUUGAGGCUCUGCAGACAGCCAAGUUCGAUGUGUCAGGGCUCACUACAGACCAGAUGCUGCGAAAGGACCUUAAGGUGCUGUCGAGCGACGGGCUCGUUCUUGCCAUCAGUGCUGUGUACGUGACGCUGGAGGCCUUCCUGCAGCGGCCUGGCUUGCAGCAGGACCUGUGUGCCUUCUGCCAGCAGCACGGCUACGGCGGGUUGGUAGCCAUGACGAUAUCCUUCAACGAGCGGAACGAGCCAUUCCGGCAGCUCGCGGUGUACAGCCAGCACCCGGCAGUGCGGACAGCGGUGUGUGGCGUUCUGGAGCACGCUAACAACCCGCCCCUGGACCUGUCCCCUCUGGGGAGCCUCUACACCAACAUCUGUGCCUACCACCAAGGCAACACAGUCGCAUCGCGUAAGAAAGUCCUCCCGAUCCUUAAAGACUUCCUGAGGGAGUGGGGCAUAACGGCUGGCCCCGUGCAUCCUGCGGACACGGAUUCCUGUGGCACGACGAGACCGGAGCCGAAAGACUCUUCUGCCGGUUGUGGCGAAAGAGACGAGAACCCGGAGGACUCGGAUGUGGCUGGCGAAGCGGGUGCCCCGGAGUACGAGCCAAGGGGCAGGAGAGAUCCUGCCAGGUGCCCGAGGCAUGGGGAUGCCCUGCUGGAGGACGAUGCCCCAUUGCCUCCCACUCCCAUGAACAGCCUGGUUGAUGAGUGCCCUCUGGACAGGGGGCUGCCCAAGCUGUCGGUGGAGGCGAUCUUCGAGAAGUUCAGCCACAUCACGGUGGUGCGCCCCUCCGCCAGCAGCAGCCCUGAGAAGAAAUGACACUGGAGCUGGUGCCCGCUCGGGUUUCAGGGACGCGAUUGCAAUCCUGGUGCUCUGGGAUUAGGUGCGCAGCCUCUUUCUGUGUGUGGACGAAACACGUCCAGCUGUCUGACAUGGACCCCAGCCUUGGCAAUAAAAGCCAGAUGCAGGUGCUUUUGUCAGCAAUGCGCUGGAGCCGACCUCCUUGGAGCAACUUCUCCAGAGGGGGAUUUCAUAGGAAAGCUAAACAAAAUGCAAGCAGAGUGGCACCCCCCAGUGCAAAGUGCCGCUGCACUUUAAAGGCACCCGGGGGUUUGAUCCUGACCGGACUGUGCCCACAAGGAUCACCUCCUUCUCUGUUACAAUGAUUUCUUUAAACUCUGCCCUGGUGCAGCCGCCUCUUGCGUCGCCGUGCCCUAGGUCAUGAGCAGUUGUGCCGUCUUUUGUGGAAGAACGCCCAGGUCCAGCAGCCACUGAGUCCCAUUCCACGUUGUGUCCCAUUUCUGUGUGCACAGGCUUACCCUGUGCCUCCCUGUCGCUGGACUGCCAUCGUGGGAGGGGAGAUCUCGGCCCCACUCUCCUUGAACCCUCUGGGGAUUUGGCAGCUUUGUUUCCAUCCAGAAUCCCUCUCGGGGAACAGCAAUAAAGGAGAGGAACUUCUCUCCCGUCUCCUCUUCCCCUGGCCCAUGUGACCCAGUCAGCUGUCUUCCCUCCUGUGAGCCAUUGGGUCUGUCAUGUACCUGCCUGACUGCAGCACUGUGUGUAAAGGAAAACUCUUCCUUCACAA
Messenger RNA from Gopherus evgoodei (Goodes thornscrub tortoise), 2255 nucleotides. RefSeq names its product prune exopolyphosphatase 1 (gene PRUNE1). Gene Ontology annotation, molecular function: exopolyphosphatase activity. The coding region runs from base 26 to 1489 and encodes 487 amino acids. Lineage: Eukaryota; Metazoa; Chordata; Testudines; Testudinidae. The transcript is spliced from 8 exons. The record is from RefSeq and is a predicted model, not a curated record. Gene Ontology annotation, cellular component: cytoplasm.